AUGGUAAUCAUUCAUAGCAGUUAUAUAAGCCUGUGGCAUGUUUCAGAUCCUUUCGUCACUUACGCGGAGCAAAGCACAAGAUUGUAUGAUAAAAUGGAACGGGAUCUACUGGAAAAUGGACCAGUGUUCCUCAGACAAGGUGAAACGUCUCAGUCAUUGUCGCUUUCAGAUCUCUUCACACUGAAUGAUGGAAAUGUAUCACCUGUCCUCAAGGUUGCAAAUCCCCCAGUGCGAGCUAAUGUAUUACAUCUCAGCACAGAGUACUCUGUCCCAGUCUCGAGCGCUGUAAAAAAUGUGUUCAGUUCUUAUUUUGAAAAUACAAUCUGGUUUCAGGACUCGAAGCUGUACCACUUCAGCAUGUUUCAUGCAUCGCAUCACAUUGUCUCUGUUCCAGCAACAGAAGAUGAGGUUGAAGCAGAAGCAGCUUCUGUCAAAGCAGUUGCUAAUGAGCUUUGUCCUUUGGAGAUCGUAUUGGAUAGAGUUCUAUUAACUUCGACUGGUGUUCUUCUUGGAUGCUGGAAGGUUAAAUCUGGAGAUGAUCCCAUAACUAUCCGGUCAAAACUGAGAUCUGUGCUUCCACGAGCACCAGAGAAGCAACUUUAUGAUGCUGCAAUUCUUCAUACAUCAUUAGCAAGGCUUCUUGGUCCUCCAAUAUCUCAAACUGAGGCAAGUUUUUACUUAUGCUUCUGUCAGGCUGGUUCUGAUGACCAUCUCAAGCUUCUUCAUGAGUUAGUCGCAAAACUAAACAACCAAAUCCGAGGAUUCAAGGCAGUAGUAUCAGAGCUGUGGUAUGUAGAAGAGUAUGAUCUUUUGGCGCUCGCGUUGGGUGGAAGAAUGAAGAUUCGGUCGUUCCCAUUCGGCUGCUUCGCAAAGACCUAA
Molecule: messenger RNA, 879 nt
Organism: Thlaspi arvense
Lineage: Eukaryota; Viridiplantae; Streptophyta; Magnoliopsida; Brassicales; Brassicaceae
Source: the annotation of a GenBank genome assembly